This is a messenger RNA of Stegostoma tigrinum, 4252 nucleotides long. Its product is annotated as polyadenylate-binding protein-interacting protein 2-like. The transcript has 4 exons. NCBI's taxonomy places the organism in Eukaryota, Metazoa, Chordata, Chondrichthyes, Orectolobiformes, Stegostomatidae. Gene Ontology annotation, molecular function: mRNA regulatory element binding translation repressor activity. The coding region runs from base 189 to 563 and encodes 124 amino acids. Gene Ontology annotation, biological process: negative regulation of translational initiation. Gene Ontology annotation, cellular component: cytoplasm. The record is from RefSeq and is a predicted model, not a curated record.
UGUCGUGGUGACGUAAUUCCGGUUUGCCUGUUGGCUGCUUGAGACUGGAGCGAUUUUGGCUACAGUGAAAGGGUGCGGAUUGUCGGUCUGGAUACAGUGUAGACCAAACAUCAUUGAACAGUACGGUAUUGCCGCCUUACAACGGACACAACAAGCUAAAAAUCCGGUUGAACGGCAGAAUUGUGAAAAUGAAAGAUCCAAGCCAGAGUAAUAACUCUCCAAGCAUCAACAGCGAUGAAGUUGUUCUAAAUGGUCACUCGCAUGAUGAGGACAAUCCUUUUGCAGAAUACAUGUGGAUGGAAAAUGAAGAGGAAUUUAAUAGGCAGAUUGUUGAGGAGUUGUGGGAGGAAGAGUUCAUCGAGCGCUGCUUCCAGGAGAUGUUGCAAGAGGAGGAGGAACAUGAAUGGUUUAUUCCAGCAAGGGAUCUUCCCCAGACCAUUGGACAAAUCCAGGAGCAACUGAAUGGACUUGUCAUCAGCAGUAAUGGAUCAGUGGAGGAGCUUGUGAGCAAGAGUAACUUGAACCCUAACGCGAAGGAGUUUAUUCCUGGGAUUAAGUACUGAAGAUGAUUCCAGAGGCCUGUGUUGGUGGAUGUAGCACAAUCUCCACACUGUGAUGCCAGUAUUAGAGGAACCAGUAGUAGAAGCUCCCUUCUCUAUCACUGUGUUACACUUGUGCAUUGCCAAAGUUUUCACUUAGUGUUGCAUGCUAAAUAAAUGUACUGAGACUGUUAUUAUUUCAAUAACUUGCUUCUAGUCGUUGACUGAAAAAAAAAAACAGGAAGCUUAGAAGUGCCAUGGGAAGGGAAGAGUAGCCAGCAUGGACUGGGGAUACUGUCCCAACACUGCUGAGCUGACAGCCACUUCCUUGAUGUAUGUUGCCAAAUAAUUGCUGGGAAUGGAUAGUUGCCAUUGGCUGUGAGGACCUGAGCUUGUUGGUUCUCUGUUAACUCCCUUGUUCUCAACCCUAUGCCAGGAUUUGUUCUUGCAGCUUGUUUCAAACUCCGACUUGGUAAUCAGUGUGAGCACUCCUGUGUACAGUUAGAUUGAAGGUGGAGGGAAUGGUAUAGUCAGGGAAUUAUGCAUUCUCUUGUCAGAGAUUGGUAGCAGGUGUCCUCCAUACCCCUGGAAAAGUUGGACCCUUGAUUUAACAAAGUUCUACAGUUUGGACUUCUGUUGGUUGUCAUAAACUGCUCUUGGAGGAGUUGCUAGUGCUUAUAUUUCAAGCUAAUACACUACUGGAUAUCCUUUCAGUCUCAUUUACCAGUUUUUUAUAAAUGUGGCUUCUAUAGAUGCAAUUGAAGUUCAGAAUGUUUCCCCUGGUUUGUGUUCAUUGACAAAGUUCUUUCUGGGCACUCGUCACUCAUGUCACUCCAUCAGAGAUAUUGGUAUGGGCAUUCAUUAAAACAAUUAAUCCCAACUGACUCCAUUUGAUCAGGAAAUUUCAUCUGUCCCAAUCAAUCCCAGAGUCUUUGUCACAUGGUGCGGUGAUGUUGUCUCUUGCUCCUUGUCAGACAAUGAGACUGUCUCCCAGUCCAUUGGUAUAAUGUGAAGGCUGCUGGUUCAGCCAGUAGCAUAGAGACCAGUGUGUCAAUUUCAGUUAAGUUCAUGGUGUAGAGAAAGCAGUGGUUCAAUGUUAGCUAAGAUUGCAGUGUGGAGAUGGAUGUGGUGUUGAUGUGGGUUAUGAUCUUGGUUUAGAGGUUGAAGAGUGCCAGCACAAGUGAAGACUGCAGAUUAGUGAUUGCAGGGUAUUGGUGCUGGUUAGGUUCAGUGCAGAAAGGGCAAGCUGUCUGUACUUAUUCAUUUAGCAAUGUAGAGUCAUGGUGUUGAUGAUGCUGUUUAAGAUGGCAGUGUAGUGUAGAUCUGCACAAGAAUUAAAAUUAUACCAGUGGGCAUGAGAACAUGUGUUACUCAGGAGGCUGUCAUUUGUCUUCUAUCCCUUACUGAGCAAGGAAACUUCAACUGUUGGGCACAUAAGACCUCAAUUGUGUGUAUCGGAGUAUUACUGCUAAUGCGAUACAGGAUGAAAGGCCAGUUGCUGAAUGAAACAGAGUUAUGGUGGAUUGUUAUGUUUUCUUUGCCAGUUUUCUCUGGGUGUGUGAAUGGGAAUUGAUUAAAUGUGCACAUUUACGGUGUAAAACAGUGUGAUAACAGGGCUGGGUUUUAGAAGGACAAUGGUACAAUUUCUCUGUUUUUGAAUCUAGUGACACAGGUUUUGUGAAUUGCAGAAGUGAAUUUUGUUUGGCAGUUCUUUCAAAAAUUUUGAGGUGUGUUAAUUACAGACAACAAGAAAUGAAUGUCAGUGGGGGCUGAAGUUUGUGAUCUUGGCCAACUCAAUCACUACCAAAAUUCACGUGUGUUCAAAACUGCCUUCAUCAUUACAACAUAGUGGCACUUCUGGCAUUAAAAGAAAGAUGAUAGGCAUUGCACUGUUUAAUAUCCCGAUGUUUGCAGAAACAUAUGGUACUUGAAUAAGCAGGCUGAAAGUAGGAGCACAGAGGUACGUUUGUAGAAAUUUGUAGAUUGAUUUCUCUUUUUGAGUGUCACUUUUGACAAAAUAGAGGUGUUAACUUUUUAGAUUUUAGUUUGUAAAGUUUUUAAGUAACUGGAAUGUACUGUCUGAAAAACACCCAGCUAGCACAUUUUCACCAACCUUUGUGUAUGUCAGGCAUCCUUUCAACAACAAUAACCUUGCAAAACUCCUGUUGAAGCUGGUCUCCUGCCUCUAGCACAAGUGUAUCACUUUGGGUUGCAGUUUCAAACCUUGAAGCUAUUUUCAAGAGAUUGCUGAUUUAUCAAUUAAUAUUGCAUUCAAUGAACAUCAUGUGGUAAAUCCAGGCAGCUGAUGGCCACAAGUUUAGUGGGAUCAAAAUCCUUUUGGAGAACACCAGUGUAGGGAGAACAGGAUGUUGAUGUUGGUUAAAAUUGCAGUGCAGAGAGAGCAUGGCUUGGUAUUGCUUAAAUUGUGGCACAGGGAGAGCAGAGUAUCAGUGCUGAUUAAAAUUGGCGUAAAGAGAAUGCAAGAUGUUGAUGCUGGUUAAGAUUGUAGGAUAGAGAGUAGGGUAUCGGUGCUGCUGAUUAAAAUUGCGAUGCAGAGAGAGCAGGGUGUCAGUGUUGAUUGAAAUUGUGAUGUAGAGAGAGUGAACUGGAUGUGGCCCUGAUACUGCUGUUCAGUACAAAAGUAAAUUUGUUCAAAGUAAAUUUAGCUCCAGCGGCCAUAUCUCUGUGCUCCCAUUAGAGAGAGAGAGAGAGAGAGAGAUGACUGGUGAUGAUUUAACUUGAGGCCAAUUAUGAAGUUGAGACAUUAUGUUAAAGUCCACAAAUGUGGAAAUUGAACCCACGCUGUUGGCGUCACUCUGCAUUGUAAACCAGCCACCCAGGCAACUAAACUAACUGAACUGACCUCAAUUGGCUGGUUUGCAAUACAGUGUUACGCUAACAGCUUUAGUUCAAUUUCUGCAUUACCGUAGGUUACUGCCUUCUCAAUUCUGUCCCUCAUCUGAGGUGUGGUGAUCUUCAGGUUAAACCACCAUCAGUCAUCUCUCCUUUUAAAAUAAGACAGCAGCCCUAUGUUCCUCUGGGACUGUGGCAACUUUACUUUUACAUUUAUUGAAUAAUUGACUUGACAUCUUUUCCCCCAAAAGUGACUCCAUUUGAGAAUAACGUGGCAAUAUGAACUAACCAGGGAUAUCCACAGGUUAUGAAUUGUGCUGUAUAAAUGCACUUAUUUAGGAGAAGGGUUUAGAAGAUUCUCUUGACUCGUUUGACUUUUAGGAAGCAAGCAGUGAGGAUGUUGGGUGGACUGAGAGUUGGUUCCAGGACUUAGUGUUACAGUCUAGCUCAGUGAGGGAACAGAAAGUAUAGAUGCUUGUUGAGUUGUAAGAAUCUGCAGCACACAAUAGCUUUCACCACUGUUGUAAUGGUAGACCGUCUAAAUAACUAAGGUCAGCUUGGAUCAGGAAUAUUGUGCUUGGGUAAACAGUUCUGCUGUAAAUAAUGUUUCCCCUCUCUCAUGGUUCGGUAAGAAUGAACAUCUGGGAGAAAUGAGUGAUUAAAUUGUGGAAGUGGACAGACAGUAAGGUAAACAACAUCAAUCCACUGGAAGAGAGGGAGUUUUGGGCAUCUUCAGUUUAUGAACUUGGUAGUUUCACUGCCAAUUGUGUUGAAUGUGAAGUGUUUAAAUUGAAAAAAAAUGUAAAAAAGUAUAUUUUUCCAAAAAUAUUUAAAAAAAAAUAAAUAAACCUGAAAUGAAA